AUGGCUGAGACCAAGGAGAAGAUCUGCAACUACCUCUUCGGCGUGGAGGAGUCGGCCCUCAACCUGGCCAAGCAGAUCGGCUUCUCCCGGCCAAGGAGUCAGCGCCUUCCUGGGGCCCUGGAGAAGCUGGGGGACGUCCGCAAGCAGAACACCAACCCCCCGCGCUGGGCCCUCACCCCGCGCAAGAGGGAGAGGAUACAGCUGAGGCUGAAGGGCGGCGCCGAGCCCGAGGCGCCCGAGCCGGGGCCCAGCCCCUUCCCCUCGGCCCUGCCCGGGAGGCCGCCGGCGCCGACAGCGGCCCGCGGGCCAGCGCCGGAGCGGAGCGGCCUGGAGAACGGGCGGCGGGCGCGGGGCGAGCCCCGGCCCCGGCCGGGCGGCUACGGCAGCCCCGAGGACGCCAAGUGGGCCACGGACGACAUCCCCGAGGCCCUCACAGCCUCGGGGGGCGGCAGCCCGGCGCGGCCGAGGCCCCCUGCACCCCCGCCGAGAAGCUGCUGGGCCUGCCGAGACAAGAACCCUGUCAGCGGCCUCACCGAGUACUCCCAGUUCACCUCCCAGCACUGCGAGUUCGACCUGCUGCAGCAGACUGGGCCCUCCCACGAGCCCCGGUUCAAGUUCCAGGUGGUGCUCAGCGGCCGGCGCUUCCCCCCGGCCGAGGCCGGCAGCAAGAGGUUGGCCAAGCAGGAGGCAGCAGCCAAGGCCCUGAGGAUCCUGCUGUGUGAGGCAGAGAAUGGAGGAGGAGGAGGCCAGGGCCUCUGCCCCCAGAGCCUGAAGCCUCAGCUGGCAGCAGCUCAGCUGCAGCUGCUCCCUGGGAAGCAUCCCAUCAGUGUCCUGAUGGAGUAUGGGCAGAAGUCAGGCAGCUCCAUCGAGUUCCAGCUGCUCUCCCAGGAAGGGCCCCAUGACCCCAGGUUCAGCUACUGUGUGAAGCUGGGAGACCAAAGCUUCCCUGCUGUGGUUGGCAACAGCAAGAAGGGAGCGAAGCAGAUGGCAGCAGAAGUGGCUGUGAAGAUUCUUUCUGGGGGGGCUGUGCCUCAGGUCCUGCCUGAGCAGCCUGUCCUGCAGCCCCAGGGGGACCAGGCCAGCCCAGCUCUGGGCCCACAGCUCCCCAGCCUGGAUGGGAGCAGGGCAGCAAAGCCCAAGGGUGCUGGGGACCUGCUCAAGUACCUGCACGUCAACCCUGUCAGCGGGCUGCUGGAGUACGCUCGCUCCAACGGCUUCGCCGCCGAGUUCAAGCUCAUCGACCAGUCAGGACCCCCCCACGACCCCAAGUUUGUCUACCAGGCUAAGGUUGGAGGCCGCUGGUUCCCUGCUGUCACUGCCCACAGCAAGAAGCAGGGCAAGCAGGAGGCAGCCGACGCCGCCCUCCGGGUCCUGAUCGGGGAGAGCGAGAAGAGGGAGAGGCUGGAGGGGAGCAGCAUCACUGAGCUCCCUGUGAGUGGCAGCACCCUGCACGACCAGCUGGCCAUGCUCAGCCACCAGUGCUUCAGCAGCCUCACUGCUGGCAUCCAGCACAGCCUGCUGGGGAGGAAGAUCCUGGCUGCCAUCAUCAUGAGGGAGGCAGACAAAGGCCUGGGAGUGGUGGUCAGCAUUGGAACAGGGAAUCGCUGUGUGAAGGGGGAGGAGCUGAGCCUCAAGGGGGAGACAGUCAACGACUGCCACGCAGAGAUCAUCUCCAGGAGAGGCUUUGUCAGGUUCCUCUACAGCGAGCUGCUGAAGUACCACUCCGGCAGCACUGCCCAGCAGAGCAUCUUUGAGCCAGCAGCAGGGAGGAGGCUGAGGGUGAGGAGCGGAAUCUCCUUCCACCUCUAUGUCAGCACAGCCCCCUGUGGCGAUGGAGCUCUCUUUGACAAGUCCUGCAGCGAGCACCCCCGGCUGGGGCAGCUCCAGCACCAACCUCUCUUCGAGAACCCCAAGCAGGGCAAGCUGAGGACCAAGGUGGAGAACGGGGAGGGCACCAUCCCGGUGGGCUCCAGUGACAUCGUGCCCACCUGGGAUGGCAUCCAGCACGGGGAGCGCCUGCGCACCAUGUCCUGCAGCGACAAGAUCCUGCGCUGGAACACGCUGGGCCUGCAGGGGGCGCUGCUCUCCCACUUCCUCGAGCCUGUCUACCUCAGCUCCGUCACCCUGGGGUACCUGUACAGCCAGGGGCACCUGACCCGUGCCAUCUGCCUGCCCGCCUGGCCAGGGAUGGCAGCAGGCUGCAGGAGCAGGCUCCAGGCUCCCUACCACAUCAACCACCCUGAGGCGGGCAGGGUCAGCGUCUACGACUCGGCCAGGCAGACAGGGAAGACCAAGGAGUGCUCAGUGCAACUGGUGCCUGGCUGAUGUGGCGAGGUGGAGGUCCUGGAUGGCACCAAGGGCAAGGUGGAAGGCCCCAGGCUGGAGGUCUCUCGCCUCGCCAAGAGGAAGAUCUUUGGCCUCUUCCAGCAGCUGUGUGCCCGGGGGGCCGCGGGGACCUGCGGGGGUGCCCUACGGCGAGGCCAAGGAGGCUGCCGGCCCCUACCAGCAGCCAAGCAGAGCUUCUGCGGCGCCCUGCGCGCCCUGGGCUACGGCAGCUGGGUGCAGAAGCCGCGGGAGGAGGAAGCUUCUCCCCUGCCUGAGGCCUGA
This is a messenger RNA of Dryobates pubescens (Downy woodpecker), 2607 nucleotides long. RefSeq names its product adenosine deaminase RNA specific (gene ADAR). The record is from RefSeq and is a predicted model, not a curated record. NCBI's taxonomy places the organism in Eukaryota, Metazoa, Chordata, Aves, Piciformes, Picidae. Gene Ontology annotation, biological process: adenosine to inosine editing; RNA processing. Gene Ontology annotation, cellular component: nucleolus; cytoplasm. Gene Ontology annotation, molecular function: double-stranded RNA binding; tRNA-specific adenosine deaminase activity; double-stranded RNA adenosine deaminase activity.